Molecule: messenger RNA, 481 nt
Organism: Oppia nitens
Lineage: Eukaryota; Metazoa; Arthropoda; Arachnida; Sarcoptiformes; Oppiidae
Product: fatty acid-binding protein Fh15-like
Exons: 4
Coding region: 77-481 (134 amino acids)
Biological process (GO): fatty acid transport
Cellular component (GO): cytosol; nucleus
Molecular function (GO): fatty acid binding
Source: RefSeq, a predicted model, not a curated record
UAUUUUUAUAAUAGUUUUUUCUUUGAAAAUAAAAAACACAAUUUUCUAUUAACAACUAUCAUAUCGAUAAAUUAUAAUGUCUGAAAAUUUUACCAGUUCAUAUACUUAUAAAUCAUCGGAAAAUGUGGAGGAAUUUUUCAAACUAUUCGGAGCUACCGAUGACACGUUAGCCGAGUGGUGCAAAUAUCAGCCAAACUUUGAGAUUAGCAAACAGGGAGACAAGUGGACCAUCAAAACAAUUAUGGCCGACCAUACAGACGAAAUUAACUUUGAAUUGGGCAAACAGUUUGAUGAGACACUACCCGACGGCAUCAAAGUUAAGACAACUAUAGUUAAAGGCGAAGGUAGACAACUAAUUCAAACGCAAACUGAUGGCAAAAUUGAGGUUAAAAUUGUACGCGACUUCAACGGUCCCGAAGCGGUCAAUACGGCUACCGUCGGCUCAGUUCAGGCCAAAUGGUUUUAUACUAAAAAUGCGUAA